AUGCCACCUGCGCCGCCCCCAGACCCAGUCCCACAGUAUGCUCGCGCAAGCCACGUCUUACGACCACACCAUAUCCUGUUACUCUACAUAUUUGCUUUAGCGUUUCAGCCUCUCGACGAAAACCCUCUACCAGGGCCUUUCACCCUUGCACUUCACCGAAUCAUGAUCCGCGAUGUGGCUGAGAUCACUCCACCUAGGUCAUUUUUACAGAUACUCAACGAUAUCAAGCAAGCCGCUCCUCCGGGAGCAGAUGGCCCUGUUAAGGCUAUACUGCUGAGGUUAGAAGAGGUGAGUCGUCGUUCCUUAUUUGGUUACUUCUGCCACCGGUGCUUCGUGACCUUUAUCAAACUUUCUAUAGUCGGCAUCGAGAGGCUAUUCAAUGACUUUCAUGCGUGGCUCAGGUCCGACGCCGACCCGCGCUUUGUUACGCCACCCGGCUACGCACAAAUCCGUCGCGAUGUCAUCACGAACGAUUAUCAGCUGUUCAAAUCGAAACAGGAUAAGACGGAAUAUGCCGAGGCCGAGACCUACGCUCUAUUCAUGAAAGGCUUGGUUACCAACGACAGUAAUGUCGCAAAUGAUGGUCUCCGGCGGUUUUUCGAGCAGAAAUUUCACGAAGGCAGUGAAUCGGGACUACGCCAGCAUGCCAUGCUUAAUUUGGCGCGGAUGUACUUCCUGAGGCGGGAACUAGCAGCGUGUCGGAAAACAUUGGAAGAGGCUAUCACGGCAUCUCGGACGGCAGGCGACAACAAGACCUUGCAACAUUGUUCAAGUCUUCUUCAUCGACUGCCGCCACUCGAGCGCGGCCGAUGGCCGAUCAUCAAUGAGGUCCAGCCCGACAUGCACCCUCUAGAGAUUCUGGCAGACGUGAAGAAGCUCAUGAACGUUCAGUAUCAACAACCCCUCGCCGCGGCGUAUGAACGGAUAGUGCAGGCUAUCGGGCUCUACGAUCAUUACAUUGACGUCCAGGGCGGACAGUACGUCGAAUCGGAACAGCUCGCACAGCAUGCUGUGCAGAGCGUCCUUUGGACCAAUUUCGGUUGUACGAGAUUGGCGAGAAUAGAGGAAGACAUCGUCACGGCCUUUUCGGAAGUGGGCGGAGAUGACAACACGCGUCUGACAGUUGCGCUCAAUCGUGCAUAUCAUGUCGCUCGGCAGGGAAAGUACCAGCAGGCGAUAGCAUCCCUGCUGGAACCCGACGUCUGGCGAGGCCUGAGUCUCGCUGACUACAACUUGUGGGCAUUCGAAAUCUGGAGCAUCCUCGCUAUGCGCGCAUGCCGCCGCAGACAACAGCGUCAAUUGAAAGACUACCUGAUCCCAAGGCGACCAAAUGCGCCGCAUAUACCCAGGGAGUACCAGUGGGCGAACGAUCAGUUUGGUUCCAUAAUACGGGACCCGCUGUACGAGGCUAUGCUCAUGCGGAUGUGCGAACAGAGUCACGCGUCUGUCGACCAGCUCCUCACAGCGCUAUGGCACGCAGAGUACCACGGACGAUACAACCUAUACCGCACGGCAAUUAUCUUGCUCGCGGAUGUCGGGCUCGAGUUUGGGAUGACCAAGUGGUGCAGACGCCUCAUGGACGAAGUGAUGCCUCAGAUCAUGAGCGAGAAUGAUCUAGAGCAGAAGGCGUUUGCGGAGUUCACCCUGGCGCGCUGUAUCAUCGCCGCUGGCGACUCGUCUCAAUCCGCGCUAGAACAGGCAGUGCCGUACCUUGAAGACGCCGCGGAGUGCUACGCAACGCUGGAGAUGUACCCCGCGCAGUGCGACGUGCUCUUCCUCCUCGCCGUCGUGCUCCACAACGCUGGGGACGCGCACCGGGCGCGCCGAGACGAGGUCGCGCAGGCACAUGCGGAGGCAAUGGAGGUGAGGGAGAGGGUGCACAUCGAGGUCGUGGAGAGGUGGAUCGAGCAGACGUGGGCGGUUGUGGAGGAUAUCGGGGCUGCGCUUGCAUCGCGUUGA
Messenger RNA from Dichomitus squalens LYAD-421 SS1, 1959 nucleotides. RefSeq lists its product as uncharacterized. Bases 1 to 1959 code for a protein of 652 amino acids. The transcript is spliced from 15 exons. Gene Ontology annotation, cellular component: anaphase-promoting complex. The record is from RefSeq and is a predicted model, not a curated record. NCBI's taxonomy places the organism in Eukaryota, Fungi, Basidiomycota, Agaricomycetes, Polyporales, Polyporaceae. Gene Ontology annotation, biological process: protein K11-linked ubiquitination; positive regulation of mitotic metaphase/anaphase transition; anaphase-promoting complex-dependent catabolic process.